AUGCGUGUCUCAGUACCUACCAUCCCAGAUGUCCUCCUUAGGUCUGCAUCGCCGGCGCCCUCGACGUCCCCGGCGGCCGCAGUCGAGCGCAUCGCGAGCUUCCUCGCCCCUGGGAACGUCGCGGUGAUCACGGGCGCGGGGGCCAGCGUCGACUCUGCCAUCCGAGCGUACCGUGGCGCGAAGGGGCGGUAUCUCAAUCCUAAUUACAAACCCAUCUUUUACCAUGAACUCAUGGAGCCGACGGCCAAGGGUGCCGCAUACAGACGGCGCUAUUGGCUCCGCUCGUACCUCGGAUACCCGCCAGUCCGUGACGCGCUUCCGAACACCACGCACUAUGGGCUCGCAGCCUUGCAAUACCGCUCUAUCGUCAACAAGCUCAUCACACAGAACGUCGACGGGCUACACCACAAGGCGCUCGCACACGUCUGGGACGAGCCUCGCAUGGAAGAGCGCAUACUGGAACUGCACGGACGACUGCGCAGCGUGCGCUGCGCCCACGGGCAUCUGACCGAUCGCGACGUAUUCCAGGAUCAACUCUCCGCGGCGAACCCACAGUGGCAAGCCUUCGUCGACGAGCUCGAUGCUGCCGGUCGCCAGCCUCGCACGAACCCCGACGGUGAUGUCGUCCUCGAAGGUGUCCAGUAUGAUGACUUUGUCAUCCCGGACUGCCCUGCAUGUCUGAUGGAGAACCGGCACAACGAUAUCCAAAAGCCAGAAGUCAUAUUUUUCGGCGAGUCCAUCAGCAAAGAGGUCAAAGACCGCUCCUUCGCCGACGUCGAGAGCUGUGACCGGCUAUUCCUGGUGGGCACCACCCUCGCGACGUUCUCGGCCUUCAGGCUGCUCAAACAUGCGAUAGAGCUGCGCAAACCUGUGUUGCUGCUUAACGUCGGCCCAACGCGCGCCGACCAGGUCCCUCAGGUUGAGAAGAUCGAGAUACCCAGCGGAGCGGUACUCAGGGACGUCGUGCGGGCUGUACUGGGAAGCGAGGCUUCGGCCGACCCGGUAGUGGCAGACAUGCUCCAAAGCGGUAUCACAAAACCCCCUCCCGAAGACGAAGACGACACGGUGCCUAGAGCGGUUGGGUGA
This is a messenger RNA of Postia placenta MAD-698-R-SB12, 1086 nucleotides long. RefSeq lists its product as hypothetical. The transcript has 11 exons. The record is from RefSeq and is a predicted model, not a curated record. Lineage: Eukaryota; Fungi; Basidiomycota; Agaricomycetes; Polyporales; Adustoporiaceae. Gene Ontology annotation, molecular function: NAD+ binding. The coding region runs from base 1 to 1086 and encodes 361 amino acids.